AUGGCGUCCCAUGGCAUCCUCGUCCCCCUCCUCUUCUUCUUCUUCCUCCUCUCCGCACUCUCCGACGCGACUCUCAAGGAGGGCAGCAAUGGCGAGCUCCCGGACGACUUCGAGUUCGACAUCCACGUGGACGUGACCUUCGCCAACGAGCGCCUCCGCCGCGCCUACAUCGCGCUCCAGGCCUGGCGCAAGGCCAUCUACUCCGACCCCAAGAACUUCACCGGCGGCUGGGCCGGCGCCGACGUCUGCGCCUACUUCGGCGUCUCCUGCGUCCAGGCCCUCGACGACCCCAACGCCACCGUGGUCGCUGCCGUCGACCUCAACGGCGGCGACAUCGCCGGCCACCUCCCACCCGAGCUCGGCCUGCUCGCCGACAUCGCCGUCUUCCACAUCAACUCCAACCGCUUCUGCGGCAUCAUCCCGGAGACCUUCUCCCGGCUCUCCCUCCUCCACGAGCUCGACGUCAGCAACAACCGCUUCGUGGGGCCGUUCCCCAAGGUGGUUCUCCACAUUCCCGUGCUCAAGUACCUCGAUUUGAGGUUCAAUGAUUUCGAGGGGGAGCUGCCCAAGGAGCUCUUCGAGAAGAGCCUCGACGCCGUCGUGCUCAACAGCAACCGCUUCGUGGGCUUCAUCCCGGACAACAUCGGCAACUCCACGGCGUCGAUGGUGGUGCUCGCCAACAACAAGUUCGUGGGAUGUAUCCCGCGGGGCGUGGGGAUGAUGGCGGGGACGCUGGACGAGCUCGUGCUGCUCAACAACCGGCUCGACGGCUGCAUGCCGCCGGAGCUGGGGAUGCUGGGGAACACGACGGUGGUGGACGUCAGCGGGAACGCGCUCGCCGGCACGCUGCCGGAGGAGCUGCAGGGGCUGAAGAAGGUGGAGCAGCUGGACGUGUCGAGGAACCUGAUGGCCGGGGCUGUGGGGGAGAAGGUGUGCACGCUUCCGGCGUUGGCCAACUUCAGCUUUGGCGGGAAUUUCUUCAGCCAGGAGGCGCCGGCGUGCGUGCCCAAGGAGGGUGGGGAUGUGGAGAUGGAUGAUAAGGGGAACUGCUUGCCCGGGCGGCCGGCGCAGAAGACCCCGCUUGAGUGUGGCCCAGUGCUCGCUAGGCCUGUGGAUUGCAGCACCAAUGUCUGCUCCGCGCGACCGUCCAAGCCCAAGCCCGUGUACCCGCCGGUCGUCGGCCCAUAUAUGCCUAAAGCACCGGCACCGCCCAAGUAUCCGCCGGUGGUCGGCCCGUAUAUGCCUAAAGCACCACCGCCCGUGCCGGUGAUGUCACCGCCUCUGCCGGUGAAAUCGCCUCCACCACCAGUACCGGUGAGCUCACCUCCUCCACCCGUGAAAUCCCCACCGCCACCCGUGCCCGUGAGUUCUCCGCCACCGCCGGUGAAAUCCCCUCCGCCGCCUGCUCCAGUGAGCUCUCCCCCUCCACCACCUGCUCCAAUAAGAUCCCCACCUCCGCCUGUAAAAUCACCUCCGCCACCGGCACCAGUAAGCUCACCACCUCCACCUGUAAAAUCACCUCCGCCACCAGCUCCAGUAAGCUCUCCACCUCCACCAGUGAAAUCCCCGCCACCACCAGCGCCCGUAAGCUCACCGCCUCCACCUGUAAAAUCCCCUCCACCACCAGCACCGGUAAGCUCGCCACCUCCGCCUGUAAAAUUCGCACCACCCCCAGCGCCGGUAAGCUCGCCGCCUCCGCCUGUAAUCCCCCCCACCCCCAGCUCCAGUAAGCUCCCCACCACCACCGGUAAAAUCCCCUCCUCCGCCUCCAGUACCAUCCCCGCCGCCACCAGCUCCGGUGAGAUCGCCUCCUCCUCCAGUGUUCCCACCGCCGCCACCGGCCGUCCCAUCGCCUCCUCCGCCAGCGCCAUCACCGCCUCCGCCGGCCCCGGCAGGAAUCAUACUACCACCGAUCAAAGCACAGAACUACAUGUCACCACCGCCGCCUCAAUUCCAAGGAUACUAAUCAUCAAGCGCGAGGGAAGCCUGCCGGAGAGAGACCACGAGGACGAUUGACGAGAGGAUUGGAUCACGGCGCUCUAUGGUGAUUCUUCUUCAUCAUGUGCUUACAUGAGAUUGAGGGCACCAUGAUUGCGUGCAUGUCCAUGUAUCCACGCGUGUACAUAUACUUACUUGUGCACCCUGUAGUCGAGCUACAUACGUAUACAUACCCGUAAGGAGAUGGAGAUGAAGAAGAAAGAGGGGGAGGGUGCUGAGUACAAAAAGGAGAAAAAAAAUACGAAGGGAAAUCAAUUAACAUGGCCAUUACUUAUCACAAAUGCAUAUUAAUCUGUGUGGUCUCUAACUGAAAUUCUUCCUUGGAGAUAUGGGAAGUUGGUGUAUUUGUAUUUGAUCAUUAGGAAUUUAACUUUUUUCAGGAAUUAGGUGUUGGUUUAAAUGUCACAUGUUGAAAUGUGGAUGGGGAAAUUGGAAAUAUGAUAAUUGGUACUUCCUUCGUCCAUAA
Messenger RNA from Brachypodium distachyon (stiff brome), 2464 nucleotides. Its product is annotated as pollen-specific leucine-rich repeat extensin-like protein 3. The record is from RefSeq and is a predicted model, not a curated record. NCBI's taxonomy places the organism in Eukaryota, Viridiplantae, Streptophyta, Magnoliopsida, Poales, Poaceae. Gene Ontology annotation, molecular function: protein binding.